CCGGCCAGCAACUUUGCCUUUGCUGCCCGCUGGAAUUUUCUACACAUGCCUUCACUCUCUCUCUCUCUUUCUCUCUCUGCCAGAACCCUACAUACAGAAGCUCCAUUUCCUCUCUGCUGCUCGUCAAACAUGGCGGCCACCGCUGGUAGCCCUGGCAUCUCCAUCCGAACACCACCCCCGCCACCGCCGAAACAUUCGAUUCGCCGCCGACGAACCCAGAAAGGGCUCCGACGUCCUCGUCGAAGCGCUCGAGCGCGGAGGCGUGACAGACGUCUUCGCCUAUCCCGGCGGCGCGUCCAUGGAGAUCCACCAAGCCCUGCUGCGCUCUCAACUCAUCCGCAACGUCCUCCCCCGCCACGAGCAAGGCGGCAUCUUCGUCGCCGAGGGUUACGCACGCGCCUCCGGCCUCCCCGGCGUCUGCAUCGCCCUCUCCGGCCCCGGCGCCACCCACCUAGUCAGCGGCCUCGCCGCCGCAAUGCUCGACAGUGUCCCCGUCGUGGCCAUCACUAGUCAAGUCCCCAGGCGCAUGAUCGGCAUUGAUAGAGAAAGAGCUGUGGAGAGCAGAGUGAAGAACAGAUCUACGAAAACAAUGGGGUGGUAUGGCCUUCUUGAUCUCGCCAACUGUGAAUGGAGGUUUCGAGUAAGGAACUCGCCGGAUAUCCAUGGGCAGUGUUAUGACAUGAAGGAACUUUUCAAAGUAGGAGAAAUCAGAAGCCGAGUAACCGACACAUCUUCCUCCGCCGAUCUCAGUAACAUCUUCUCCACUGCCAUUGUCCCACAUGGGUUUGACAGAGGAAGGAUCUGCAUUUUUUGA
Messenger RNA from Camellia sinensis, 814 nucleotides. Lineage: Eukaryota; Viridiplantae; Streptophyta; Magnoliopsida; Ericales; Theaceae. The record is from RefSeq and is a predicted model, not a curated record.